Molecule: messenger RNA, 638 nt
Organism: Tribolium castaneum (red flour beetle)
Lineage: Eukaryota; Metazoa; Arthropoda; Insecta; Coleoptera; Tenebrionidae
Gene: RpS16
Product: Ribosomal protein S16
Exons: 5
Coding region: 118-576 (152 amino acids)
Biological process (GO): translation; maturation of SSU-rRNA from tricistronic rRNA transcript (SSU-rRNA, 5.8S rRNA, LSU-rRNA)
Cellular component (GO): cytosolic small ribosomal subunit; ribosome
Molecular function (GO): RNA binding; structural constituent of ribosome
Source: RefSeq, a predicted model, not a curated record
UUAUCGUGUUAUUUGCAAAAUAAAACCUUCGAAUACGAUUUUGACUACAAAGUGUUUGUGUCAACUGUCAUGCGCCGCCAUUAACUUCCUUUUCCAGUUGUUCCGAAAAUUGACAACAUGAAUCCGAGUUUGUCGAAGCAAAAGAAGGAGCCAAUCCACUCAGUCCAAGUUUUUGGACGCAAAAAAUCAGCCACUGCUGUAGCUUACUGCAAGCGCGGCAAGGGUAUCUUGAGGGUAAAUGGGCGCCCUUUGAGCCAAGUUGAGCCCAAAAUGCUCCAGGAUAAGUUGCAAGAACCAAUCUUACUUCUAGGCAAGGACAAGUUUUCAGCUGUUGAUAUCAGAGUGAGGGUGAACGGCGGUGGUCACGUCUCGCAAAUCUAUGCCAUCAGACAAGCAAUUUCUAAAGCUUUGGUAGCCUAUUACCAAAAAUAUGUUGAUGAAGCGUCGAAAAAGGAAUUGAAAGACAUUUUGAUCCAAUACGACCGCACUUUACUGGUAGCGGAUCCUCGUCGCUGCGAGCCCAAGAAAUUCGGUGGUCCAGGAGCCCGCGCUCGCUACCAAAAAUCUUACCGUUAAGUUAAAAUUAUGUAUCAGUAAGAUACACAAUUAUUUCUAAUAAAAAUUGCUUGAAACAAUAA